ACUCUGGGCGAUGGUUCAUUCCAACCGCAGGAGCGGAGCCUCAAUGCAUUGGGAUUUCUCUCAGCGCCGACACGAAGUGAAUCUUCCUUUUAAACCCUCCGGUAACGUCCCUGCCCAAAAACAAUCCUGAUAUGAGAGCCGCUUCGCAUUGUGAGGGACCGGGACUGGGGAGGACAGCAUGUAGGUGUUCACUGAACGGGACGAGGAAACGGGACAAAAUAGGAUUUUCUGCAGUGAUGAAGGCGGGAGUACUCGUGCAAUAUUGGAGUCGGGUUCUGUUCGUGUAUAUGGGGCUACUGGCUGCAUCUGCAAAAGCUCAGAAUUGCAGCCACACUUUAAGCGGGCCGAACGGGACGAUAGAAAGCCCCGGAUUCCCCUACGGCUACCCCAAUUACGCCAACUGCACGUGGACCAUCCACACACAGGACCACAGCCGGAUCCAGCUGGUGUUCCAGGCGUUCGCGCUGGAGGAAGACUUCGACGUCCUCUCUGUGUACGACGGGCAACCCCAGCAGGGGAACUUAAGAACAAGACUGACUGGUUUUCAAGUUCCAGCCCCAGUGGUUAGCACAGGCCCCCUAGUCACACUGUGGCUUCUUUCGGACUAUGCUGUCAGUGGACAAGGCUUCAAGGCCACCUAUGAAGUUCUGCCGAGCCACACGUGUGGAAAUCCAGGCCGCUUGCAGAACGGUGUCCAGCAGGGCCCCUCCUUCAACAUCGGGGACAAGAUCCGCUACAGCUGCACAGCUGGCUUCAUCCUGGAGGGGCACACUGUCCUCACCUGCCUGGCCACCUCCACAGGAACUGCUGCCUGGGACUUUCCCCUGCCAUUCUGCAGAGCAGACGAUGGCUGUGGCGGUAUGUUGCGGGGUCAGAGUGGGGUCAUCUCCACUCCCCACUUCCCUCUGGAGUACCACAACAACGCAGACUGCACCUGGACCGUGCUGGCGGAGCCGGGAGACACCAUCGCCCUGGUCUUCUCAGACUUCCAGCUGGAGGAGGACUACGACUUCCUGGAGAUCAGCGGAACCGAGGGCCCCUCACUGUGGUUUACGGGCCUGAGUCUGCCGUCUCCAGUGAUCAGCAGUAAGAACUGGCUACGACUUCACUUCACCUCAGAUGGGAACCACAGGCAGAAGGGCUUCAGUGCACAGUACCAAGUUAAGAAAAUGACAGAACUGAAGUCCAGAGGAGUGAAACUGCUUCCCAGUAAAGACAACCACCAGAAAAUCUCAGUCUUAUCACAGGUUGGUGUGUCCCAGGGGCUAAACAUGUGCCCAGAUCCUGGGAUCCCAGAGCGAGGGAAACGAAUCGGAUCUGAUUACAGGCUGGGGUCCAGCGUGCAGUUUUCCUGCGAUGAAAGCUACGAGCUGCAGGGCUCCAAGAGCAUUACCUGCAUGCGAGUGAGCGAAACCUACGCUGCGUGGAGCGACCAGCGACCCAUCUGCAGAGCGCGGAUGUGUGGAAGCCACCUGCGAGGGCCGAGUGGAGUCAUCACAUCUCCCAAUUUCCCAGUCCAGUACGAUAACAACGCCCACUGCACCUGGGUCAUCACUGCCUCCAGCCCUGCCAAGGUGAUCAAGCUCUCGUUCGAGGAGUUCGGCCUGGAGCGGGGCUACGACACGCUGACCGUGGGGGACGGGGGACAAGUCGGGGACCAGAAGACAGUUUUUCAUGUGUUAACUGGCACCACCACUCCAGACCUGAUUGUCAGCACCAGUCACCAGAUGUGGCUCCUCUUCAAGACGGAUGAAACCAGUGGCUUGCUGGGGUUCAAAGUUUCUUAUGAAGAGAUCGAGCAGGGGAGCUGCGGGGACCCGGGGGUACCGGCCUAUGGCAGGAGAGAGGGUUCCGGAUUCCUUCACGGGGACACUCUGCGGUUCGAGUGCCAGCCUGCCUUCGAGCUGGUGGGGCUGAAGAGCAUCACCUGCCAGAAGAACAACCAGUGGUCUGCCAAGAAACCCAGCUGUGUCUUCUCCUGCUUCUUCAACUUCACCACCCCAGCGGGCGUGCUGCUCUCCCCCAACUACCCGGCGGAGUACGGGAGCAACAUGCACUGCGUGUGGCUGAUCAUCGCCAAGCCCGAGAGCCGCAUCCACCUGGCCUUCAACGACCUGGACGUGGAGCCGCAGUUCGAUUUCCUGGCUGUGAAGGACGGGGGCAAGGCGGAGUCCCCCGUGCUGGGCACCUUCUCCGGGACCCAGGUGCCCUCCCCCCUGACCAGCAGCGGACACGUGGCCAGGCUUGAGUUCCUGACCGACCACUCCAAUGCCAAGAGGGGCUUCAACAUCAGCUUCACCACAUUCCGCCACAACGAGUGUCCUGAUCCUGGAGUUCCAAUAAACGGGAAGCGGUUCGGAGACAGUCUGCAGCUGGGAAGCUCGGUGUCCUUCCUGUGUGAAGAGGGCUUCCUCAAAACUCACGGAUCGGAGACCAUCGCCUGCAUCCUGAAAGAUGGGAAUGUGGUGUGGGACAACGCGGUUCCAAGAUGUGAAGCUCCCUGCGGAGGUCACCUGACAGCCCCCAGUGGCACCAUCCUGUCCCCUGGCUGGCCUGGAUUCUACAAAGACUCCCUGAACUGCGUGUGGGUCAUGGAGGCUCAACCAGGCUAUCCCAUCAAGAUCAUCUUCGACAGGUUUAAAACUGAGGUGAAUUACGAUGUUCUGGAGGUGCGUGACGGGAAGUCUUACUCCUCGCCGUUGAUAGGGAGCUACCAGGGUACCCAGGUCCCCCAGUUCCUGAUCAGCACCUCCAACUACCUCUACCUGCUCUUCACCACAGACAAGAGCCACUCUGACGUUGGCUUCCAGAUUCGCUACGAGACGGUGAAGCUGCAGUCGGAUCACUGCGUGGACCCCGGAAUUCCUGUCAAUGGGCAGCGCCACGGCAACGACUUUUACGUGGGAGCUCUGGUGACGUUCAGCUGCGACUCCGGGUACACGCUGAGCGACAACGAGCCGCUGGAGUGCGAGCCCAACUUCCAGUGGAGCCGACCCCUUCCCAGCUGCGAGGCUCUCUGCGGGGGUUACAUCCAGGGGUCAACCGGCACCAUCCUGUCUCCUGGAUACCCAGAUUUCUAUCCCAACAAUCUGAACUGCACUUGGGUGAUCGAGACCUCGCACGGGAAAGGUGUGAUGUUCGCCUUCCACACAUUCCACCUGGAGAGCCCUCACGAUCACCUGCUGAUCACGGAGAACGGCAGCUUCUCCCAGCCCCUGAAGAGGCUGACGGGCUCCACCCUGCCCUCCCCUCUCAGCGCGGGGCUGCACGGGAACUUCACCGCGCAGAUCCGCUUCAUCUCUGACUUCUCUGUGUCCUACCAGGGCUUCAACAUCACCUUCUCAGAGUAUGAUCUGGAGCCCUGUGAUGACCCUGGGGUGCCCACGUUCAGCACCCGCAAGGGCCUUCAGUUUGGGGUGGGGGACCCCCUCACCUUCUCCUGCUUCCCAGGGUACCGGCUCGAGGGCCCAGCCAGAGUAACCUGCCUGGGGGGCAGACGUCGUAUCUGGAGCUCGCCUCUGCCAAGGUGUGUUGCGGAGUGUGGCUCAUCAGUGACUGGGAUCCAGGGCGUGCUCCUGUCCCCUAACUAUCCCAGCCACUACGGCAACAACCAUGAGUGCAUCUACUCCAUCCAGAGCCAACCGGGCAAGGGCAUCCAGCUAAGGGCCAGGACCUUCCAGCUACAGGAGGGGGACCUGCUCAAGGUAUACGACGGCAGCAAUAACUCUGCCCGUCUGUUGGGCGUAUUCUCUGGCUCCGACAUGCUGGGCAUAGAGCUCAACAGCACAUCAAGCUCUCUGUGGCUGGAGUUCAUUAGCAACUCGGAGAACACCAGCAAGGGCUUCGAGCUGCAGUUUUCCAGUUUUGAGCUCAUUAAGUGUGAAGACCCCGGGGUCCCCCAGUUUGGAUACAAGCUCUCGGAUCAGGGACACUUUGCAGGCAGCACGGUCUCCUUCAGCUGUAACCCCGGCUACUCACUGCGGGGGAAUCCCUCCAUCACCUGCCUGACCGGGGAGCGGCGAGCCUGGGAUAGCCCCCUGCCCCUCUGCGUGGCUGAAUGUGGGGGUCAGAUCCGUGGAGAGACGUCUGGAAGGAUUCUCUCCCCAGGUUACCCCUCUCCUUAUGAUCACAACCUGCACUGUGUGUGGACCAUCAAGGCGGACUCGGGAAGCACCAUCGGGCUGCAAUUCCUGGUUUUCCACACAGAGGAGGUUCACGACAUGCUGAAGAUAUGGGACGGGCCCCAGGACAGCGGGAUCCUGCUGAAGGAGCUGAGCGGCUCCACCCUGCCUCCCGACAUCCACAGCACCUUCAGCUCCGUCACCCUGCAGUUCAACACGGACUUCUUCACCAGCAAGCAGGGCUUCGCGCUGCAGUUCUCAGUGUCCACAGCCACGUCCUGCAAUGACCCUGGGACGCCGGCCAAUGGGACACGCAGUGGGGACAGUCGAGAGCCAGGGGACAAUGUGGUGUUCCAGUGCGAUCCCGGGUACCUCCAUCAGGGGGCAACCAAGAUCACCUGCGUGGAGAUUGACAACCGAUUCUUCUGGCAGCCAGACCCUCCUACCUGCACAGCCCCGUGCGGAGGGAGUUUAACUGGCCCGAUGGGGCUCAUCCUGUCUCCAGAGUAUCCUGAACCAUACCCUCACGGCAAGGAGUGUGACUGGACCAUCACGGUGUCGCCAGACUACGUUAUUGCGCUGUCCUUCAACCACUUCAACCUGGAGCCAGGCUAUGAUUUCCUCCACAUCUAUGAUGGUCCGGACUCCCUCAGCUCGCUGGUGGGCAGUUUCUUCGGCUCCCAGAUCCCAGAACGAAUCGAGAGCAGCUCCAACACGCUCUUCCUGGCAUUCCGCAGCGACGCCUCGCUCAGCAGCAGCGGCUUUGUCAUCCAGUACACGGAGAACCCGAGGGAGUCCUGCUUCGAGCCUGGGGCCGUGAGGAACGGUACGCGGGUGGGAUCUGACCUCAAGCUGGGCUCCACCAUCACCUUCUACUGCGACAGCGGCUAUGUGGUGGAAGGCUUCUCCACUCUGACCUGCAUCGUGGGGGACGAUGGCAAGCCUGUCUGGAACCAGCCCCGGCCAGCCUGCGUGGCCCCCUGUGGAGGGCAGUAUUCUGGCUCUGAUGGGGUGGUCUUGUCCCCAAACUAUCCCGGUAAUUACUCCAGCGGACAGAGCUGCCUCUACUCCAUUGAGGUGCCCAAGGACUAUGUUGUGUUCGGGCAGUUUGCCUUCUUUCAGACGGCUCUGAACGAUGUGGUUGAAGUGCAUGAUGGGCCUACCCAGCAUUCCCGGCUCCUUAGUUCUCUCUCUGGAUCCCAUACAGGCGAGUCGGUGCCCCUGGCCUCCUCCAAUCAGAUCCUCAUCAAAUUCAGCGCCAGAGGUCACGCCACCUCCCGAGGAUUCCACUUUGCUUACCAAGCGGUUCCCCGCACCAGUGCCACCCAGUGCAGCUCAGUCCCGGAGCCGCGAUACGGGAAACGGAUCGGGAAUGACUUCUCCGUCUCGGCUGUGAUCCGCUUCGAGUGUAACCCAGGGUACUCCCUGCAGGGCUCCGGCGCUAUCGAGUGCCUCACUGUGCUGGGAGCCCUGGCACAGUGGAACAGCACAGUGCCCACCUGUGUGGUGCUGUGUGGGGGUAACCUGACUGAGAGGAGGGGCACUAUCCUGUCUCCGGGAUUCCCUGAGCCCUACCUCAACAGCCUCAACUGCGUGUGGAAGAUCACUGUCCCGGAGGGAGCCGGCAUUCAGAUCCAGGUGAUCAGCUUUGUGACGGAGCAGAACUGGGACUCUCUGGAGGUAUUUGACGGAGGAGACAACACAGACACCAUGCUGGGAAGCUUCUCAGGAACGACUGUGCCAGCCCUCCUAAACAGCACUUCACACCAGCUUUACCUGCAUUUCUACUCUGAUAUCAGCGUGUCUGCUGCAGGCUUCCACCUGGAGUACAAGACUGUUGGUCUCUCCAGCUGCCCAGAGCCCCUCAUUCCCAGUAGUGGAGUUAAACUGGGUGACCGCUACCUGGUGAACGACGUGGUGUCAUUCCAGUGUGAGCCUGGAUACACACUCCAGGGUCACUCCCAUAUAUCCUGUAUGCCUGGGACAGUACGGCGUUGGAAUUUCCCUCCUCCUCUCUGCAUUGCUCAGUGUGGCGGGACCUCCGAAGAGAUGGAGGGAGUGAUCCUGAGCCCAGGUUUUCCAGGCAACUACCCUAGCAACAGUGACUGCACCUGGAGAAUCUCCCUGCCCGUCAGCUUUGGUGCCCACAUUCAGUUCCUCAACUUCUCCACUGAGGCGAACCAUGACUUCAUCGAGAUCCGGAACGGGCCCUUCGAUACGAGCACUGUGAUUGGCCGGUUCAGCGGGCCCGAGCUCCCGCCCUCCCUCCUCACCACCUCUCACGAAACGACGGUCUAUUUCCACAGCGACCACUCGCAGAACAAGCCCGGGUUCAAAUUUGAGUACCAGGCCUAUGAGCUUCAGGAGUGCCCGGACCCAGAGCCCUUUGCCAACGGGGUGGUGAGUGGCGCUGGCUACAACGUGGGCCAGUCCAUCUCUUUCGAGUGCCUGCCAGGGUACCAGCUCGUCGGGCAAGCCAUCCUCACCUGCCAGCACGGGACCAACCGCAACUGGGAUCACCUGUUCCCCAGGUGUGAAGUCCCCUGUGGAGGGAACAUCACGUCCCACAGUGGCACGAUCUUCUCUCCAGGCUAUCCGAGUGAAUACCCCGAUGCAGUGGACUGUACCUGGCUGAUAACGGUAGACCCGGGCUAUGGGAUCCGCGUGAACUUCACUUUGCUGCAGAUCGAGAACCCAAACGACUUCAUCACCAUCUGGGAUGGUUCCCAGGAAGGUUCACCGAAGCUGGGGGUUUUCACAGGGGGCAUGGCAAAGGAAUCUACCCGUAGCUCCUCCAAUCAGAUCCUCAUCACCUUCCACAGUGACUCGGCCAACGGAGGGCUCUUCAUGCUCAACUACCAAGCCUAUCAACUUCGGUUAUGUCGCCCUCCACCCACCACCCCGAAUGCUGAAAUCUUGACUGCGAGUCAAGAGUUUAAAAUAGGCGAUAUUGUGCGGUACAGGUGCCUGCCUGGGUUCUUGCUAGUGGGUAAUGAGAUCCUGACUUGCCGACUGGGAACCUAUCUCCAGUUUGAAGGACCUCCUCCAUCCUGUGAAGUACACUGCCCUAUGAACGAGGUUCUGACGGCCUCCACAGGAGUGAUCCUGAGCCAGGGCGUAGCCGGCAGCUCCCCGCACUUCCAGACCUGCUCCUGGGUGGUGAAGUUGGAUCCGGGCUUCAACGUGUCGCUCAACAUUGAGCACUUCCAGAGCAACAGGCAGUACGACGAACUGGAGAUCUUUGACGGUCCCUCUGGACAGAGUCCCCUUCUGAUGACCCUGAGUGGAAACUACUCUGCCCCGCUGAGUGUCACCAGCUCCACCAACAAGGUGUACCUGCGCUGGUCCUCCGACCACGCCUCCAGCUACAAGGGGUUCCACAUUCGAUACUCAGCUCCGUACUGCAGCCCCCCCAGCGCUCCCUCCCAUGGUGCAAUCCGCAGUCAGACUGGCACCAGGCUGGGCAGCACUCUGCGCUUCAGCUGUGAUCAGGGGUACCGCCUCGUGGGGCAGAACAGCGCCACAUGUACCCGCUCCUCCCAGGGUCUGUACCAGUGGAACACCCCCCCUCCACUGUGCCAAGCUGUGUCGUGCAGCGUGCCGCGUGCCCCCGCCAACGGCUCUGUGUUUGGACGCGAGUACACGUUGGGCACCAGGGCUGUGUACCAGUGUAACCAGGGCUUCAGACUGCUGCCCGGCCAGCCCACCUCUGCCAUCUGCCAGGAGAGCGGAGAAUGGAGCCCCUCCAACAUCCCUCCGCGGUGUACUGCAAUAACAUGUCCAGACAUUAGCCAUGUUGCAAUGGAGCAUGGGAGAUGGAGGCAGAUCUAUGGUACCCAGAACUGGUACGGUGCUCAGAUGAUGCUCAUCUGUGACCUCGGGUACUAUUACAGGGGCCAGCGCAUCACCACAUGCCAGGCCAAUGGCACCUGGACCAUACAGGAGCCCAGACCGACCUGUCGGAUCAUCUCAUGCGGAGACCUGCCCCAUCCCCCCAGCGGGAACAAGAUCGGGGUGCUCACAGUGUAUGGGGCCACCGCCAUCUUCUCCUGCAACACGGGCUACAUACUGGUGGGGUCGCGAGUUCGAGAGUGCAUGGCCAACGGGCUCUGGAGCGGCACAGAGGUCCGCUGUCUCGCUGGGCAUUGUGGCACCCCGGACCCCAUUGUAAACGGGCAGAUCGUGGGUGAGAAUUAUAAUUACCGGGGCAGCGUGGUGUACCAGUGCAACCCGGGCUUCCGUCUCAUCGGCAUGUCCGUGCGGAUCUGCCAGCAGGACCACCACUGGUCCGGCCGAACCCCUGUUUGUGUCCCCAUCACCUGUGGUCACCCUGGCAAUCCCACCAAUGGGCUGACGCAAGGCACCCAGUUCAACCUGAACGACAUGGUGAGAUUCGCCUGCAACACCGGCUACAUCCUGAAGGGGGCAGUCAGGUCCCAGUGCCAAGCCAACGGCCAGUGGAGCAAUGCUCUGCCAAACUGCAAAAUAAUGAACUGCACAGACCCAGGACAUGUUGAUAACAGUGUUCGGCAGGUACAGUCGAGUGGGCCUCAUCGAUUCAGCUUCGGGACAAUCGUGUUGUUCCAGUGCAGCCUUGGGUACUAUCUGCUGGGCACGGAGGUACUGUCCUGCCAGGGGGAUGGCACAUGGGACCGCUCACUGCCGCAGUGUCUCCUGGUGUCAUGUGGGCAUCCCAGUGUGCCCCCCAAUGCCCAGCUAGAGGGGGACAGAUUCACUGUAGGCUCAGUGAUCCGUUAUAGCUGUGUGGGGCGACGGGUGCUCAUCGGGAACUCAACCAGGAUGUGCCAGCUGGACGGACGCUGGAGUGGGUCGCUCCCUCACUGCUCAGGGGAGUUCCUUGGCAUGUGUGGCGACCCCGGUGUGCCCUCCCAUGGUAUCCGGCUAGGCGAGGAGUUCUCGGUGGGCAGUGCUGUGAGGUUCAGCUGUGAGCCGGGGUACAUUCUGAGAGGCUCCUCUGAGCGCAGUUGCCAAGCAAACGGCUCCUGGGCAGGCCACCAGCCUGAGUGUCACGUGGUGUCCUGUGGGAAUCCGGGGACCCCCAGCAAUGCGAGAGUACUCUUCAAUGACGGCCUGGUCUUCUCCAGUUCCAUCAACUACUCAUGCCGGGAGGGCUACUAUUCCACAGGACUGCUGACCAGACACUGCACCAUCAAUGGAACCUGGACCGGAGCCACUCCUGAGUGCACAGUCAUUAACUGUGGUGACCCAGGGGUCCCGGCCAAUGGUCUGCGAGUGGGCAGCGAGUUCACCUUCAACAGGACGGUGUCCUUUCAGUGCUUGCCUGGGUACAGCAUGGACGUGGAGCGAGCUUCCACCCUGCUCUGCACCAAGGACCGCACCUGGAACGGCACAAAGCCCCUCUGCAAAGCGAUCCUGUGCGGGACGCCCCCCAUCGUGCCCAAUGGGAGGGUGGUGGGUUCGGAUUUCCACUGGGGGGCCAGUGUGAGCUACGCCUGCGUGGAGGGGUACCAACUCUCCCUGCCAGCCGUGCUCACGUGCCAGGGCAACCGCAGCUGGAGCGGAGAGGUGCCACAGUGUUUCCCUGUGUUCUGUGGAGACCCUGGCAUCCCGAAUCAGGGCAGAAGAGAGGAUCAUGGAUUCUCCUACCGCUCGUCUGUCUCCUUCUCCUGUUUCUCUCCGUUAGUGCUGGUGGGCUCGGCGCGGCGCUACUGUCAGUCUGAUGGCAUCUGGAGCGGCACGCAGCCCUCCUGCAUAGAUCCCAGCCACACAACAUGUGCCGACCCUGGAGUCCCCCUGUUUGGAAUUCAGAACAACUCACAGGGGUACCAGAUCGGAAGCAUGCUGUUCUACAGCUGUAAGAAGGGGUAUCUCCUCCAGGGCUCCACCACACGAACCUGCCUGCCCAACCUCAUCUGGAGCGGGGUGCAGCCCGAGUGCACAGCGCACCACUGUAACCAGCCAGAGCUGCCUGUGCACGCGGAUGUCAGGUCACUCGAGCUCCCCUCUCUGGGCUUCACCCUCAUCUACUCCUGCCAGCCGGGCUUCUACCUGACAGGGGGCUCGGAGCACCGGACCUGUCGCGCCGAUGGCAGCUGGACUGGCAAGCCUCCGCUGUGCACCGCCGAUACAAGACCCAGCGGGAAUCCAAUUGGAAAUGUGAGAGAAACUCCGAAUAUAAUUCCAGUCCCAGCCAAUGUGUUUGCCAGAAACUCUCUGUGGAAAGGCUCCUACGAGUACCUGGGGAAGAAGCAGCCGGCCAUGCUACGUAUCACCAGGUUCGAUGCAGCAACCAGCAGAGUAAACGCCACGCUUAUCGACCACAGUGGGGUGGAGCUCAAACUGGGAGGUAUCUACAAGAAGGAAGAGGUCCAUCUGAUGCUGCAGGUGUAUCAGAUCAGAGGCCCGAUCGAGAUUUUCGUCCACAAGUUCAAGAAUGAUAACUUGGCUCUCGACGGCCAUGUGUCUUCAGAAGCCUCAAGCGGUUCCUUCGUCUAUCAGGGGUUUGUUCGGGGCAAAGGUUUUGGGCAGUUCGGCCUCCAAAGAUUAGAUACAAACCUGCUGGAUACAGAAACAGAGUCGAUGGGGUAUAACUUCGCUUCAAACAGCAGUUCCGUCGCAGCUGCCAUUCUAGUGCCUUUCAUAGCCAUGAUUAUCGCAGGCUUUGCACUGUACCUCUACAAACACAGGAGGAGACCGAAGGUCCCGUUCAACGGGUACGCAGGCCACGAGAACACCAACGGGAGAGCCACAUUCGAGAACCCCAUGUAUGAACGCAACAUCCAGCCCACGGAAAUCAUGGCCAACGAGACAGAGUUUACAGUCAGCACUGUCUGUACUGCUGUAUAGCACCCACUCGCCCCUGCAGAACCCAGAAGGAAUGAGUGUUGUGUCACUUCACAUGUCUUCAUGCGAUCCCUGUCUGAAAACGCUCUGAAUGUGGACUGGAGGUGCCUGGGACCGGCGGGGGGGGGGGGGGGUAGUUAUUGUGUUCUUUACUUGAGACCAGACGACCACAACGAGGAAGAGAAGGACAAGUUGCACUAAAAAGAAACUUACGGGAAUGUCUGAAAAAAGAAAAAUCAACCAAAAAAACAAACAAACAAAAAAAACCCUGUCCCGACAAGACAGAAAACGAUACAAGGACAAGUUUCUUUUUAGCACUAUGGGAUCUCUCCUGUGAUGGAGUAAAGUUCUCGACAAGACACAAUGUUGUACAGGUUGGAGAGGUCCAGAUGGGUUGGUGAACUUCGUAAAGACCUUCACAACACUUAGCAAAGAACUAAAACAACAACCAGCUGUCAUGCACUGUGCUGCAAACCUGAAAAUCUCAACAGGUCACAAUCGCCCUCACAAGCAAGGGAACGGACACUUCUGAAAUUGAGUCAUGCUGUGGAUUACCAGAAAGGAUACCUGUGUGUUACCAUGGUUGAUAACAGAACCCAGUAAAGGCGGUACAUCUGACUUUAAAAACAUCCAGAUCACUCAGAUUCUGGGUAAUUGGAUAACGUUCUGAAAUUGGGCCUCUGUUAUCGUUUUGACCUUUUAUUUUCCCCCAAAGGUGUUAAACAUGCUCUCCAUAUUUGAUUUCUUUCUGGGUCUUGCACUAAGAAAGCUGUCAAAUCUACUAGGAGAUGAAGCAGAAGUGGGAAUCGGCAUCUAUUGGCAAUGUUAGAUUUCUAUCAUUGUCAUCACUUCAUCAUUUUAAUCUCUACUAUCGUUUCAUUAUGUGCUGGGACAGGACGGGACAACGGGAGUUAUAGCAUUAGACCACAGGGGAAAUCACAUAAGUAUAUAUAUAUAUUUUUUAAAACCGCUGCCAAAGGAAGUGUAUCAGCUGCAGCAGUAACUCAUUUCUCCAGCUGUACGUACUGCCCUAUCCCAUCUCAAAGGAGAAGCGGAAUAUUACAGACGAUACAAAUUGUUGACUUUUCCAUUUCUUAUUCAAACACAGUUCAGUCUUUGAUUUAUUUUAUUUUUUUACGACUCAACAUGAAAUAUUGACAGGGGUAUUACGGGGGCGAAUCCUUCCUGGGAUGCAAUGGAAACGUUUGACACUGGCAAAGAAGACAGGCUAUCCAGAGGGGCUUGUCAACAAUCCUUCUCCCAGCUCAAUCCUGAGCUGAAGGUGGAUAGUACCACACAGUAAUAGACAGGCUGGAUUCAUUCUUGGAGGACAGGGGGUCAUUUUUAUGGGCGGUGGACAACGAGUCCCCCGAACCAAAGGACUUGUAAGGGAGAAAGUUCUCUCAAAACAUUUCUGUUUGUUGUAUCAAAUGGGAUGAGAGAUCAUAAAAUGAGGUUUGUAGAAUAUGGGGUGGAUUAGCAUUCCCUAUAUACUAGUGGACAUCUGGAUACAUUACAGUUACACAUGGUCAUGAGCCCAUAUCAAACGGAGCAUGGUUUCUGUAUGGAUUAGGGUAUAAAAAACACUGAAUGAACUCUGGGCUGAUCACUGCCUACCAGUCCCUACUGAUUCAACUGAACUGGGUAAUAGGGACCGUUAACCUACAGCUUGGGUACAGCAGAAAUGUUGGUGUCACACUGGAGGCUGCUCAAAGGUACAGCAUGCAUUCAAACCAAGAGGAGGGGGAGGAUGGCUUGGGUUUUAAUAUAUCUGACACCAUCCCAGCGUCCACUCCCCCCUGCAGGAAUCACUGUUUGUAAGCCUGCCAAGGGUUAUAUUACAAUUUUUCUCCAUUAUGUCUGGGUCGUUCAAUUUUCCCUUUUCCUAACUCAAUGUAUCACAACGAUUGCCUCGUAGCGUGUGCCAGCAAGGUCGUUUCGACUUUGUCUUGAAGAUCCCGACAGGCUGCAAACUUCACAGUGACUGGCAGCUCAUACGUGUGAGGAUAGGAAUAAGACUGGGCAUAUGAAUAAGCAAACAGCUUUAUUAUGAAUCAAUAAGAGAUUCAUGGGAAUUCAAUGGGAAGGUUUUUCAUCAGUUCAGUUGUAAUUAUAUCUAAUUUUACAAUUUACUUUAAAAGGUUAUAAAAGUUAAAAAGGCAUGCGUUUGGGGUUGCUAUGUGGGCUGUACCUGACCACUUGAAAUACCAGGCGCGACCAAAAGAAUUAUACUAUUGGAACUAUAACAAAAAAAAACCUCUUUCAUGCUGAAACAUUUAAAGCCAUUUAUCGGAAGAGAAUUUGUGGAAGGAGGGAAGGGACAUUCCCCAAAUUUGAUAGCAGCCCCUCUCUCCCCCACCCUUAAAAUCUAACUCAUGGCUUCCAUCAGUCUUGACAUUGCUUUAUACAAAACAGGAGCAUUUUGUAGCAAAUCUCAAAAUUGCCCUUCCGACCUGUUUUACACCAUCACACAGUUUCAGUAAUUGCUUCUGCAGUUUUAUUAGUUUUAAAUCCGUUCCUUAUCUCCCAAGCCUGAAUGUAAUAACGCACCCUGCUCGUAGAAAUGCUGAGACACUAAAGCAUUUACAUUUCUCCAGAGGUUUCUCAGGCACUGUGGGUGGCAGAUACAUUAUCUUAAACCAAUUGGCAUUAAUGUUUUACAGAAAGUACUAAAAAAAAAAUGGGGGGGGCGUUAUAUAAUAUAAUAUUAAUAUUCACCUUUCCCUGCCUAAUAAUAAUAAUAAUAAUAAUAAUAAUAUUGCAACCUUAACAAGCAUAAACAGACUUCUUAUAGUCCCCAAGCAGUGGUUCACAACUGCUCUCAGUGUGCUGUAAGGGUUUGUAUGUGCAAACAGCAAACACAUCGGGGAAACAGUACUUGUGAACAAAAAAUACAGAGCUUAGAGUUCUCAAUUGACCCUUAGGUGGAGCUUUACCUGUUUCUGCUGUCAGUCUCCAGUAUGUUUUUUCAAAAGGGUUUAUUUUUUUGGCCAGGGGGGAAAAUAACUCAAGUGUGCAAAAGCAAGAGAUUUUGUUUAGCUCCCACAGGGUUUUCUCCUAAACCGACUGCGCUGAGACAGCAUUUGUUACUGGAGAUUUGAAGAGAAAGGCUUUACUUUUUAAUGGAUGUCUCAUUAAAAAAUGUGACGUGACAUGUUCAAUUUGACGCAGCCUACAAAGUGAAGUAAACGCUGUGAUCUUUGUUUUCUUUUUCUUUUUUUUUUCAUCCCGGACUGAUCGAAAGCAGGACUUUGUAUCUUGUCAGCACAAGGAAAAAAUCCUCUAAAAUGUAAGGUGGUCAAAACAGACCUUACCGAUAUAAAGAAAAGACAAUAGCCUGGCUAGCACUAUAUUUAUAUUCAUAUCGCAAGCAGUGUUGCUUUCUGAUUUAUUUAGUUCGUAUUGAUUUACAAUACAAUGGAUAUUGUUCUUUACUAAAAACAUAUUUUAAUAAUAUAAGUAACUGUAUGAAUAAACCUUUACAUGAGUGGUCCAAUUUAUCAAAAAUAUAAAGUAAACUAAGCAGGUAGAAUAUUAAAUAUAUUAAAUAUGUGUUACAAAUAUCAUGGCUAGUAAAUCGGAGUGCAAGUAAAUAAGUAAAUAAAUAAAUAAAUAAAGAUAAUUACAAUAUUUCCGUCUACAGGUGUUUUAAACAUUGUAAAUAAUGUUUCAUCCUCUAAAACACUGUACCAUUCCAUAAAUGAUCUCCGUUUUAAUUUAAGUAUAAAAUAAUGACCCCCCUCCCCAUCCUGAAACGUGGUUUCACCUUCAAUACACUCCAGGUAUUGAAACAGACGGACCCCUGAAACCUGCUGGUGAAAGGGGUAGUCUUGCUAAUGCUUUUGGCGGCUGUUAAAUGCAUAACAGCUGUCUAUAUCCAUGCGGCUUACUGAACCGACCUGCUUUGAUAAUGAAGGUGGUGCAGCAUAUCUGUCGAGAUCUUAAUUAUGAGAGAAUUGGUCUGAGGGAAUUAUGCAAUUAGACUGAAUGCUAAAAUCCAGCAGCGGACACGGGUUCGGUGCAGCGAUGUAUCAUAUUGGUAAGGUUAGCUUCAAGGAGUGCUAACCAAGGCUUGUCGAUUUUCUUAACUCUUAUUAGCACUAACAGUAUUACUACCGACUUCCCCCCUUUUCUGUUGAAGAUCUUUCGGUUCAAUUAGGGAUGUGCAGUUAUUUUAAAGACUACAGAAGUAAAAGCUGCUGUUACUUCCUGGUUCGAAAUCACUUCCUGUGUGUUUCCUCCAAUCAGAGACCAGGAACAAACAGUUGAAUUAGACUCGAUCUGCAGCGAUUACUUGAAAAAUAUGUUCAGUAUUAAUAUAUCAACAACAGCUGGGGAAGUAAAAGAUCUUCAACACAGAAAGAGGGCAGUAACCAUGUUGCAAAUGUUAAUAAGAGGUUAGAACAUUGAUUUUAUAACCUUUUCAUGGGUAACCAAAUCUAAUAAGUAAAACAGUUCAGCGGACAACUGGCAGUCUCAGACUACAAGCAUUUAGAAAUAGAUUAAAAAUAAAAUAAAAUAAAAAACAACGUCAUAGUUCAUUAUAUUGUGUAUACAAAGUCACGCUAUUCCAUUACAGUAACAUCAUAUGAAUUGUGGUGUUGGGUUUGAAUUGGCUUAGUUCAGCUACAGGCUGAAAUCACUUGAAGAGUUUUAGGUUUUACGUGUGUGUGGAACGAGAACAAACAAAAAUAAAAGUUUUUGUACAGAGAUAUAUUUUUAUGAAUAUAAAUUUGUAAUAUAGAAAAAAAAAAGAUCUGUACAUGUUUUUCAAUAUUGUAGUAAGAAAAAUGCUAUUGGGGUGGAAAAAAACAACCAAACAAAGCCUUUUGUAAAUGUAAUAAAGAUUGUACAUACAAGUUUACAUACAUAUUGUACAUAUGUAAUAUAUACCCGACUUGGCUGUUCUGCAAUAUCUCAAAUGUAUUUUAUCCAUCUGUAUAUGAUGCUUUGCAUUGUGUCGAAGCUUAUUCUACUUUCAAGAACUCAAAACCUAUUUUAAAGUCUUUUUGAAAUAAAAACAGAAUAUUA
Molecule: messenger RNA, 15977 nt
Organism: Acipenser ruthenus (sterlet)
Lineage: Eukaryota; Metazoa; Chordata; Actinopteri; Acipenseriformes; Acipenseridae
Product: CUB and sushi domain-containing protein 2-like
Exons: 71
Coding region: 132-10949 (3605 amino acids)
Source: RefSeq, a predicted model, not a curated record